This is a messenger RNA of Paramuricea clavata, 1617 nucleotides long. The record is from the annotation of a GenBank genome assembly. Lineage: Eukaryota; Metazoa; Cnidaria; Anthozoa; Malacalcyonacea; Plexauridae.
GAUGUUACAAGACUCAUACAUGGUAUCCUUCGUGUCCCAUGGGCGCUAAAUACAUUGUUAUUUACCGUGAACCAUGUGCUGCAUUCUACAGUUACUUCAACUUCUACAAGGGUUGGUUUUUUCAAUCAGGGGACAUUUCACUUCAUGAAUUUGUGAAAGAUUUUCUACUCGCUAUUUGUGCUCCAGAAAAGAAGACAGAUGUUGCAUCCUAUUUUGUCCACUUGCUCAGCUGGUGGGAACACAGGAAUGAUUCGAAUGUUUUAUUUCUGUUCUUUGAGGAUAUGAAAGAUGAUUUAGAAAGUGUAGUAAGGAUGGUUGCAGCAUUCAUGGAAAUUCAAGAUGAAGAAAAGAUUAAGAAGGCUGUGGAAAUGAGUUCCUUUGAAUUUAUGAAGAAAAAUGAGAGUAAGUUUUCAGAUGUUCGUCUCGCACGUUGUCGGAAUAAAAGUUGUGGGAUACCUGAUGAUGCUGUACCCAGUAAGAUCGUCACAGGAUCUGCCACGAAAGGACGAGAGUUGAUGGAUGACAAAACUAAAGAAAGUAUUCAGGCAAAGUGGCUGGAAGUCGUUGGGAAACAAACCGGAUUUCAAGAUUACAAUGAGUUGAGAAGUGCAUUCAAAAAGGAACAGAUGAAUAAAAUUUAAGAUAUUUGAUAUUAGAGAGAUUCAGAUUUGACUUCCACUACCGCUAGCACUACCUUUAAAGCAUCAUUAACCAAUCAGAUGGGUCUGAUAUAUUCAAUUAAUCGAUCAGAUACGUAGUUACCAAGCCGGUGUGAGGUAGUGGUAGUGGAAAUCAAAUCUGAAACUCGCUAUUAACAGAAGAUUGUAAAAUAAUUAUGGGGAGCCAAAUUACAGAGUUCAGACAGAAUUCUGCCGUUUUGGCAAGAACUUUCAGCUGGCAGGAUGACAGCCGAAAUUAAUUAUUAGAGACCUAGAAAUUUAGACGUCAUUUUCGCACUUUUUUAAGUUACGUUUACGCGCUACGAUUUGUCGUGUAUAAGCACGCGUAAAGUGGUUGCAUUUCAAAUUUCGCCAUAAUCUGAAUAAAGAGGAAUUGUGGAGUCAGCAAUAAAUUACAUACACCAGAAUACGAAUCAUACACGACAAAUCACAGCGUGUAAACGUAGCUUUACCAAAGCAAUAGGCAAACGUCUUUCAUCAAUUAAACAAUUUUAUUGUGCAUUUCUUUGCGCCGUCCGCAUUUUAUUAUUUUGUCCGGCUAAUCAAUCGAUAAAACGAAAUUCAGUUAUAAAUACUAAUUUUUAAUCUGCAUGUAUUAUACCAAACAAGGAGGUUAUUUUGGAAAGCUUGAAAAAGUCGCUUUGCGGUGGAUAUAGUGCUAUCUGAAUAAGCGUACGCCGAAAAGCAAUGGAAAUUCGGAAAAUAAUAUCAGGGGAAAAUCGUGGAAAUUCAGGCAGAUUUAUCAGAAAAUAUUUCGAAUUCAGGUUAUUUCAUUACAAUCCUAAAUAAAAACUGCCUCCCCCCACCGAAAAUCGCGAACCCCGUACGCCCGGUUUUUAAAUUUAGCUGUCAGGAGUUCUUACUCUUAGUUAGGUCGAUAAAUUUCGCAGACGUUUUUAGCAUGAUGGCAGCACUUUACUUGAAUAGUAACUUCUAG